Molecule: messenger RNA, 2922 nt
Organism: Lampris incognitus (smalleye Pacific opah)
Lineage: Eukaryota; Metazoa; Chordata; Actinopteri; Lampriformes; Lampridae
Gene: pdlim5b
Product: PDZ and LIM domain 5b
Exons: 13
Coding region: 74-1918 (614 amino acids)
Biological process (GO): actin cytoskeleton organization; heart development; muscle structure development
Cellular component (GO): filamentous actin; adherens junction; stress fiber
Molecular function (GO): actin binding; muscle alpha-actinin binding
Source: RefSeq, a predicted model, not a curated record
CGAGGUACGACGGCCGCACACGCUCUCCAAUCUCUACCCGAGCCCAGCCCAGCCCAGCCCAGCAAGGUGAAUCAUGAGCAGCAGUUACAGCGUCUCCCUGAUGGGUCCUGCCCCCUGGGGCUUCAGACUGCAGGGAGGGAAGGACUUCUGUCUCCCCCUCACCAUCUCAAGACUGACGGAUGGCGGUAAGGCAGCCAAGGCUAAGAUCAGCGUGGGAGACAUAGUUCUGUCUAUUGACGGCAUUGCUACAGACAGCAUGAAUCACCUAGAGGCCCAGAACAAGAUCAAAGCCUGUGCAGACCACCUCAACCUGACUCUUCAAAGAGCCUCUGGUGUCCCCAAGCAAGCAGUGUCCAAGGACGAACCUCAGGAGAUCAUUAAGCCUGUCCCAAUCACCCACCCUGCCCCGUGCACCACAUACACCAGGCCAUCCCAACAGCCCACUGCUGCGUACAACAAGACAGCCCGCCCGUUUGGUGGGGGUAGCAGUGUGGGUACAGCCACUUCCUCUCUGGCUGCCCCUAAAGUGGCCUCCAUUCCAUCUGCAACAUCUGCUUUCAUGCCAGCUGCCCCUUCUCAGCAACCACAGCCUUCAUUUCCUCUAAAGUCAUGCUACCCUGCCCAAGACUCGGCUCCAGUCAACUCAGUUCCCAGGCCCAUCUCUGGUCGCUCUGCCUUCACCUCCCCUUCUGCCUCUUCCUCCUCGUCUAACUCCUCCUCUCCAGCCAGAGUGACAGCACCCUCCUCCAAUCCCAAUGUCCCACAGCCUUCUGUCUAUAACUCACCUAUCAACCUCUAUUCCAAUGCCAAUGCCUGUGAGGUGGUCAUGGGACAGAGGCGGGGCCUUGUGGAGAGCCAAGGGCCGGAGCAGUUUAACGGGAAGCCUGUAAUGGUGCCUGAGGUGAACCACACCCCACCGCCCAGUGAUGCAAGCAAGAAGCGUCUGAUCGAGGACACGGAGGACUGGCACCCACGAACGGGCACGUCCCAGUCCCGCUCCUUCCGCAUCCUGGCCCAGCUCACCAACACUGAGGGAGAUCAAGCUCCAGAGGACACAGGAAAAAAUGACGUUGUCGACGAACCCACUCCGAGUGCCCAGGUCUCAUCACCAGCAAAGGCAUUUUCCAAAGCUGCAGGUGCCCCAAGAAAUAGCAGUGGUAUUUCCCCAUCCAUGUUCAGGACCCCUGCUGCCCAGAACAAGCCCUCUUUGCCAGCCGGGGGAUUAACAGGUUUGCCUAAGGUUGGAGCAACUCCUGCAUUUGGCAAAGUCACUAACACUGCUCCUAAAGGCCCUGAGCGCCCCACCCCACAGCCUCACCCACAGGACCUAGACUCCCUGGUCCAGCGAGCUGAGCACAUCCCAGCCGGCACACGGACACCAAUGUGUAACAAAUGCAACAAUGUCAUCAGGGGGCCGUUUCUUGUGGCUAUGGGAAUGUCUUGGCACCCAGAGGAAUUCAACUGUUCUCACUGUCAUGGCUCCCUGGUCGACUGUGGCUUUGUGGAGGAGAGGGGCCAGGUGUAUUGUGAGCAUUGCUAUGAGGAGUUUUUUGCUCCUGCCUGUGCCCGCUGCCAGCAGAAGAUCCUGGGGGAAGUGAUGAAUGCCCUGAAACAGACCUGGCAUGUCUACUGUUUUGUGUGUGCAGCCUGCCAGCAGCCAAUUAGAGGAACUACGUUUCACAUGGAAGAUGGACAGCCAUACUGUGAAAAAGAUUACUAUGGCCUUUUUGGGACCAGUUGCCAUGGCUGUGAUUUCCCCAUCGAGGCAGGGGACAAGUUCCUGGAAGCUUUGGGAUUCACUUGGCAUGACACCUGCUUUGUGUGUGCGGUCUGCAGCAGUAGUCUGGAAGGCCAGGCCUUCUUCUCCAAAAAAGACAAGCCUUUGUGCAAGAAACACGCCAACACUGUCAAAAUUUAGCUGGCUCAUCGUACCCACUCACAAGAAUCUACUCAAUUAGCUGUUGAUAUUUUUUUUUCAGAAGUUGUGGUUGUUUAUUUCAUUUCGUAUUCUCUUGAAGUAAAUGUUGGGUUGCGGGUUCUACUGUAAGUCUUAUUUUCAACUCUAGUUUGGCUGGAAUUUGCUAUUUCCUGAAUAUCACCGAAUUAGAAAUAGUUAUGGUGUUGAAGAGCAGUAAUUAAAAAACAAAAAAAUUGGAAGAUAUGUUUGAAUAUAUAGCUCCCUCUGUUAAGCUUAUCUCCAUACAGGUGUGAGUGGGCUUUUCAUAGGGGUGUAUAUAUCCUGGGCUAUUUAUUGGGGCUAGAGGUGUCUUGGGCUCUCUGAUGGGCAUUUUGCACAUGACAGGCUAAAUUACCACAAGGAUAGGGCAGAAUAAUUAGUGAUAUUCUGUUGCUUAUGUUUAUUUUGUAAUGCCUUGUCUUUUGGGGUAUUGAAUGAGAUGUUUCUGGGUCUUCAGUCGGUGGACUACCACAUAACCUCAUCGCUUGCAUAUUUUCUUUUGACUUGAGCCCACUAUGAUACAAAACUGACUCAAUUCUCGGUCAGUGUUUACGACUCUAAAUUUUUUGCAUUUUUUUUUAAGAGGUCAUAAUUUAUGCUACUUAGUUAAGACGUCAUCCUAAGUGCCUCAGUUUCAUUUUAUGGCUGGUCUAUUUGGGAAUCAAAUUCCUCACCCUUGCUAGUAUUCAUGCCAUAUUGUACCUUUUGACCUGUACAGGAUCAUGUCAUGUAUAAUUUUCUGUAAGUGAUUGUGUAUUUGUGGUAGAUUUUAGUCACUAAAAAUUGAUAUACACCAUGACAAGGUAAGCUGUGCUAUCAAAUUCCCAUUUUCCUGCUGAAGCAAUUUCUGUUUUUAUUAAACAAUAAAUACUGUAUGUACCCUCUGUGCAAUGGAUGACUUCUGUUGGAAAUUGUGUAGAACAAGCACUUCUAUUCUUCUUCUAACGUUCAAUAAAGUUGUUCAA